AUGACCGACUCAUCCUUCUCCGACGACGCAAUCCUGAUCCCAGGUCCAUCUUUCCACAUCAACCUCUCCGCCCUCGAUGCCUGCCAUCCGGUCCACUACAGCCGUCGCCUCCUCAUUUUCCGCUGCGCUUCCUCUGCACAACGUGACGCGCAACUCGCCGCAUUCAAGACCGGCAUACAAGCUCUCAUCCAGCGUUGUCCCAUCUUAGGUGGCAUCGUUGUUCCCCUGCCACCCGAUGUUGCCAAUGGGAGCCAACAAGACUGGCGAACCAUCGUUCCUGGCCGGGGCGUUGAACUCAUCGUGAAAGACUUGCGAACAGAAAUAUCCUCAUUCGAGGAGCUCGAGGCGGCCGGGUUUCCAGCUCUCCAGCUUCCUUAUGAUCUCCUUGUGCCUAUACCUCAAGGCCUCGGCAAUGACCGCCCGUUUGCUGCAUGUAAGAUGCAAUUCAGCGCCAUCGAUGGCGGUACGAUUCUCACAUUUGCUAUGUCACAUUCCGUAGCCGACGGCAGCGGGACGAAUGAGCUGAUGCGGAUACUGAGCGAGGAGACGCGACUCGCACAGGAGCAUUUAACUGAAAGCGUGGGAAAUGAGGUACGCUCAGCUGCUGUGACUUCGGUCAUAGGCCUGGACCGGAGCGUUAUGCGCAACAUGUCGAGCGAAAUAGCGUUUGAUAUAAAAGACCACCCUGCAUACAGGUGGAAGACGACUGCUCCAGCAAACGAACUGCCACCAGAACAAGCACUAGCCCAUCCCUUUGAGGCUACAUCACCAGAAAUCCCAGUCCUCCUUCACAUCUCCCCAGCCAGCCUAGCGCAACUCAAGGCCGACGCAACGCUUCCGGGCGCGCCACCGAUUUCUACUCACGAUGCAUUAAGCGCCAUCAUGUGGCGUAGUGUGCUUCUCACUCGUAGUCGACGCUCCGCUUUAGCGCAUGGCCUCCCGGCAACUACUAUUGGAAGUAUCUUCAUGCCUUCCGACGGGCGCCGUCACCUCAACCUGCCGGAGUCGUAUGUCGGCAAUGCUGUCUAUCAGCUCACUGCCGGGCUAGACCUUGGAAAGCUCCUCUCGCCCUCCGGCCUCCAGCAUGCUGCAAGUGCCCUCCGGUGUAGCAUUACAUCCGUGAAUCCCGCGCUCGUAUCUAGCUGUAUAGCCAUGACGAACGAAAAGUGGAUUGAUUGGCAAUUCAUGCUCACAGCGUCCACGACCGGAGUAGCAAUGGGCACGGACUGGACGAGCAGUUCGUUGUAUAGCCAUGACUGGGGGAAGGCAUUUGGGCCGCUGGUCAGGUUUAGAUACCCUGGUGAGGCCUUCAACUGUGUCAUGCCUAAGCUACCGGACGGAAGCGCGGAGUUGAUGGUAGCCGUCAUGGCAGAUGAGGUGGAGGCGUUGAAGGGCACUGAUGGCUUUGGGAAAUACAUAGAAGCGCGAUAG
Molecule: messenger RNA, 1431 nt
Organism: Venustampulla echinocandica
Lineage: Eukaryota; Fungi; Ascomycota; Leotiomycetes; Helotiales; Pleuroascaceae
Exons: 1
Coding region: 1-1431 (476 amino acids)
Molecular function (GO): acyltransferase activity, transferring groups other than amino-acyl groups
Source: RefSeq, a predicted model, not a curated record